ACCACUACCUUCACUACCACCUCCAUCUUGCCAACCGCCUACUCUCUCGAAGCAGCUACCUGGGUGGCCACCAUCUUCACUGUAGUCUCCUCAGUCUGAUCACACCCCAGGUUGAGGUACCGACUGGUGUCAUGUCUGCCACCGGAGAUCAAGAUCCAACCCAAGCGGGUCAGGAAGGCCCGGUGAGCCCUGAGGGAGCUGGCGACGGGAUGAGUCGCGACUCCGGACCCCAGGGGGUGGCAGGGCCUGCAGCAGGUCUCAGAGAAGAAGAGGUUGAGCUGGCGGCCGCUCUGGCGGGAGCGCUGGAGGGAGGAGAUGCUGAAGAGGGCGAAUCCCCUCCGGUUGAGGCAGAUAGGAGAGAAAUGGCAGCAGGCAGGAACAUGAUAGUGAAUGCUCAUCAGUUACCCACGGCAGGCUUUCGCUUUAUGUUUCUGGAUCUCGUCUACUCUGUUCUCCAACGCAUCUACUUCAACGACCACAUUCUGAUCCGGCCCCGCGGCGGCGGCCCUCCCACGUUGAUCAGUCGCCGGAAGACCUGGCUGGCAUUGAGGGUCAUGUCCGGGGAGGCCGAGGGCCUGACCGAGGCGGCCGCAUCUAUCGGAGAACCUGAGGAGCCAGCAGAGGGGGCCAUGGCAGCUCAGGAUUUGACCGAGCUGGCAGAGCAAGAUAUAGUGCAGCCGGCAGAGGAAGUCACAGAGGAAGCUGAGGUUCCUAAGGAGUGUAUAAUGUACUACAGUGAGGAAGUAACUCAAGAUAAGUAUGACAACUGGAAUGAUGACGUUGAAGAUGCUGACGAACGCUUCUGUUCCAACGACCACAUUCUGAUCCGGCCCCGCGGCGGCGGCCAUCCUCUGUUGAUGAGGCGCCGGCCUCAGUCGCCGGAAGACCUGGUCGAUCCGCCCCCACUUGUGGUGCCCCAGAGGCUGGCAUUGAGGGUCAUGUCCGGGGAGGCCGAGGGCCUGACCGAGGCGGCCGCAUCUAUCGGAGAACCUGAGGAGCCAGCAGAGGGGGCCAUGGCAGCUCAGGAUUUGACCGAGCUGGCAGAGCAAGAUAUAGUGCAGCCGGCAGAGGAAGUCACAGAGGAAGCUGAGGUUCCUAAGGAGUGUAUAAUGUACUACAGUGAGGAAGUAACUCAAGAUAAGUAUGACAACUGGAAUGAUGACGUUGAAGAUGCUGACGGUGAAGGAGAGAAGGAAGAAGAGAAGAAAGCAGAGGAAGAAAACAAGGAAAAUGGAAAAGAAGAACCUUAAAGGACCAGGAUCCAGCAGAAGGCAGGACCAAAACAUGCAGUUGAGAGGAGUAGAAAGAAAAAAUGAAGAAACAAG
Tupaia belangeri chinensis (Chinese tree shrew) is the source of this 1325-nucleotide messenger RNA. It is a transcript of the gene CT47C1, whose product is annotated as cancer/testis antigen family 47 member C1. The record is from RefSeq and is a predicted model, not a curated record. Lineage: Eukaryota; Metazoa; Chordata; Mammalia; Scandentia; Tupaiidae.